Pelagomonas calceolata is the source of this 4116-nucleotide messenger RNA. The record is from the annotation of a GenBank genome assembly. NCBI's taxonomy places the organism in Eukaryota, Pelagophyceae, Pelagomonadales, Pelagomonadaceae.
AUGCCUGGACGCGGCCGACGCCGCCGCUCCCGCACCCCUCCGCGGCGCUACUCCACGGAACCCCUGCGACCACAAACAGCGCCAGCAAGGACGACCACAAACCGCGCCGUCACGGCCAUCGCCGAGGCGGACGUGCGCAUCCCGCAAGCGCUAGCCCAAACCCAGCACCGCCGCACGAGUAGUGGAGGCUGGUUCCGGAGCUCGCGGAACCGCCCGGUCACCGCGCCGCCCGUCGCCGAGAUCGUGCUGCCCACGACGACGCCCGUGGCCUCGGUCGUCACGUCGCACUCCUUCCGACGCGAGCGCGACGGCAGCAUGUCGUCCUACCCGGCGGCGACGUGCGUCGGCGGCGACCCCAACCCGGCGCUCGCCGACGCGCGCGCCGCGGCGGCGGCCGCGCCGCCGCCGGCGCCCGCCGCCGCCGCGCCGGCCCCGGCCCCGGCGUCGACGGGGCCGGCGGGCCACGUCUCGGGCGCCGAGGCCGCCCGGCUGGCGGCCGCGAGGGCUCCUCCGGCGAACCGCGGCGUCGCCCUCCCCGGGAUGGCCGGCGCCGCAAAUGCUCCGCCGCCGCCGCUCUCGCCGGCCACGGUCGACCGCCACGUGGCGUCGCCGCCCGCGCCUGGCGGCGGGGCGGCCGCGGCGUCGCGCGCGGCGUCGGAUCUAAGGUUGGACGACGUGAUGGCCGAUACGUCGGCGCCGCCGCCGCUCGCGCGAUCGAACUCGGCGGCGCCGCCGCCGCUCGCGCCGAUCGCGCCCGUCGCGGCGCCGCCGCUCGCCGACGGCGCGUCGGGCCGCUGGGCCAUGGCCCAGACGGUCACGCCCCCGGACAGGCCUCUGCUGUCGCCCGCGGUCACGCCCGAGACGCCGCCGCUCCUGACGCCGGCCUCCGCCGCGGCCGCCGCGCCGGCGCCGGCGCCGGCGAGGCCCGCCGCGGUCGUCAGCAGCGACGCCGCGAGCGGCGGGCCGGCGCCCGCCGCGGCAGCAUCGCCCGGGACCGCCGCACGCGACCGUCCCUGGACGACGUACACCGGCGCCCUGACGCCGGGCGCCGCCUCGGCCCUGGCCGGCGCGUUCACAGAUGCGCCGGCGCCGGCGCCCGCGGCCCCGUGGUGGCGCGGCACAGCUCAGACCCCCGAAACAACCAACGGCCCGCUCACGGAGGCGCGCUGCGCGCAGCUAGCCGCGGUCGCGCGCUCGGCCGCGGCGCCGGACGCGCGGACGGGCGCGCUCACACUACUAGGAGACGCCUCAAGCGAUUUGGGAAGGGCGCCCGCCGCCUCUGCGUUAGCCCUGGCCCUCCAGGGCGCGCUUUUUGCUGAUGAUGCGCGCGUGCGCGCCGAGGCGCUGCGGACGGCGGCCAAGUGCGGCCUCGUCGAGGUGGCGCGCAGCGUCCGGGGCGACGACGACGUGAACGUGCGGAGGGAGGCGGCCCGACUGUUGGCGGCGGGCGCCUUCGGCGACGACGACGUCUUCCGGAACGAUCAUACUGCAAGGCGCACGUUUCAAAAAGUAGCUGCUUUAGCGUCGGCGCUGCGCGACAAGAGCAUCGAUGAGCCCGGUCUCGUGGGCCAGCUCGAGAAAGCCUUGUUAAAGACGGGCGUGCGGCACGAGCGGCUCCUGGAAGCGCCGCUCGACAGAUGUUUAGAAAGGCACCCGUCGGCGGCCGUGCGCGCGGCCGCGGCGACGACCGCAGGCGCGCUGGGCUGCUGCGAAUGUUUGAGGAGGCUCUGGCUCGUGCAGCCGGAUCAAACCGCGACGCGCCCUGAAAUCGUAACAGUGCGCGUGGCGGCCGUCAACGCGUUGGCUCGGAACGGCUCCAGUACGACAAUUCGGGAGCUGGCGGCGGCGGACGACCUGGCGGAGGUCCGGAGGGCCGCCUACGAGUGGCUCGCUAGAUUAGACGACGCCGAGGGUCUCGCGGAGAGGGGCCUCGGCGACGCCGUCCCUGCACUGCGAGCGGCCGCGGCGUGUCUCCUGGCGGACGUUUUACUGAGACGCGCAGCGAACGACGCGCCGACGUGGCAGUGGCGCGCCGACGCGUUCCCGCGGCCGCCGCCGCCCGCAUUUGAACACGCGCCGCGGCGCCUCGACGCCUCCGCCGCGGACGGGUUUGAAAAUGCGGCCUCGGCGCUCAUCCAAGCGGCGCAACGCGAUGCGGAAGAGAACGUACGAGGCGCGGCCCUCGAGAGCCUCGGAAGAUUAAGGUGUGUCCCCGGCGUCGCGGUCGGUUUGGAAGAUGCGUCCGAGGACGCGAGGCUGCGCGCCGUCGAGCUCCUCGAGGAGCUGGCGGGCGACGAGGCCGCGGCCGCCUUAGAAAGGGCGCUGGACGACCCGUCAACAGAAGUGCGACGGCGCGCCACGGACGCGCUCGGCCGCCUCGAGGACCCGCGGGACGCGUUGUCCAGAGUGGCCGUGCGCGACGCCGAUCCUCGUGUGCGGGUGAUGACGGCGAUUCUGUUAGGAGAGCUGAAACGCCCGCAAGCCCUGGUCGAGACGAGCCUGGCGGACCCGCUCUACGCGAGUGUCCGCGCGGCGGCGGCGUCGAGCAUCGGCGGCCUCGCGGCCCAGGCAAAGGAGGGCGACGCCGACGCGGCGGCCGCUCUCGACGGUCUACCGUUGAGGCAGCUCCUCGCUUCUAGAUUAGGCGACGCCGACCGUUCGGUACGAGGCGCGGCCGCGAAAGCAUUGGACGUGGUGGAAGGAGGCAACUGGGCGACUAUCGUGCGGGGCGAUGUGAAUGAUGUGACGCGCAUCCACCACGCGCCGGGCGCGCGGGCGACGGCGGUCCUCGUGUCGCUGUUGUGCGACGCGGCCGAGGUCGACGACAGGGUCGCGGCCGCGGUCGCGCUCGGGGGAAGAAACUACGACGGCGCGAUCCCGCCGUUGGUCGUGGACGCCUUGUGUGCCUGUUGUGCUGCUAGAGGCUCGUUACCAGCACCUCUCCGGGUGGCUUGCUUAGACGCGCUGGCAGCUUUAUCGGUCACGGCGGCUCUAGAUGGUUCCGACCAGGUCGACGUGGCCUGCGCCCACGCGCUGGAGGACGCGGAGAGUGUUGAAGUAAGACGCGCGGCGGCUUUAUGUGCCGGCGCCGCGAAAUGUCUAUCCAGAGGCAGAUUGGUACAUAGGGUCGCGGAGGAUCCCGAUCCCACAGUAAGAAUCGCCUGCGCGCAGUCUCUUAGAGAGUUUGGAAACGAUCAGGGCGCCGCCUGGGCGCUCGUCGCCGCUUUAGGAGACGGCGACGCAAGAGUGAGAGAACACGCGGCGGCCAGCUUCGACGGUUUUUGCGGAGACGCGUCGGCGGCUUUUAGAUCGGCCGUCGCGCGGGCGGUCUGCGCCCGUUUGUUGGAUAGAAGCGACAAGGAGGAGUCGAGCGCCACGACCAAACGGUCGGCGGCCUGCCGCGCGCUCCGUCACCUGCACGAUUUUGGGGAGUCUACCUUAGAUGCUUUACAUGAUGCGCUAAAAAACGACAAGAACGUCUUCACGCGGCGCGAGGCGUGCCGGGCCCUUGCUGCUUUGAAACACCCCCGCUCACUACGCGCUUUAGCUGGUGCUUUACGGGAUCGGCGCGACGCAGACAUGCCCGACCUCGCAAAGGAGGCGAUCCUGGGGCUGGACUAUGGAAGAGGUGGCUUAUUACGAUCGAACGAAACGGCGCUGUUCACGGGGCCCGUCCUGAAGCGGCAGGACCGCAUGGUCACGCGGACGCGGCUCAAAGCGCUCGUGUUGACGGACCAACCUAGAUUAUUCUACUGCGACGCCGACGGCGCGAAUCCCAAGAGCUGCGACGUCGCGUCGCUGGCCGCCGACGGCGCCGACCUGUCCGUGGUCGUCGAGGGUGGGCAAGGUAGGGUGCGCCUCGCGCCGCUCUUCGGCGACGCGCGCGAGUGGCUCGAGGCGCGCGACGCGUCGGCGCGCUCGCCCGGGGCGGCGCUCGCCGAGGCCUGGUCGGAGGCGCCGGCGUCGGCGCCCGUCGCGGAGUUUGUCAGGGAGGCGUCGGACGAGGAGGUCCCGGUCGCCGUGCCCAGUGCGUUGCCGAGCGCGCCGCCCGCUCCAACCGCUUCGGUGCCCGUGCGGUGAUGAUGUCCCUUUUUAUGUGUAAAUUUUUGAACUGGA